Molecule: messenger RNA, 1783 nt
Organism: Triticum aestivum (bread wheat)
Lineage: Eukaryota; Viridiplantae; Streptophyta; Magnoliopsida; Poales; Poaceae
Exons: 4
Coding region: 1026-1526 (166 amino acids)
Source: RefSeq, a predicted model, not a curated record
UCCUCUGCACCUGACCUGCCAUGCCCCCGCCUCCCGCUCCCGCUCCCGCCGUCCCAUCGGUGGUCUCCUCGGGCCGUGGCACCGACCUUGGUCCCCGCGCUCAAGCCCUCCUGCAACCCGUCCCGUCCGACCUCUCGACCGUGAUACGCUCCGCGGCACGCCUCUUGCCGCCUCCGCCUCCCGCUUCGGAGCGCCGCCGUCCUCCGCCGCCGCUUGGAGGAGAGCCCCCUCUGCCCUCCUUCCGCGGCCACGCGCCGACGUGCCUCUGCGUACCCGUUCCUCGGCCGCGGGUGUCUGCUACGUGUUCGACCAAAUGCUUCAGUGCCCGUUUCCCCUUUCUCCUACAGUAUUUUACAACUUCCAGAAAAUCGCGAUCCUGCGCUACUACGCCCCGUAGCAAUUCCACCCGCACUCAUUUGACCUGGGCUAGCUUCAUCGCUCAAAGAAAGGGACGUUUUAGUGUAGCACUUUGUCAUCUCUAUACCUGCAAACCUUAUCAACGGCACAUUUAUUUAAUAGUGGAGUGUUCAGAAUGCUUAGUCCCCAUGGCAUGUUUGUGUAUGCCAGCUCUGUUUUCAAACUGAGAAUGCUGCAGCCUUCAGACUGCACGGGCCAUUGAAGGUUUUGCUCUUUGCUGCUUCUUUUAUCACUCUUCUCAACAUUCUCUAAACAUAAUGGAUUGCAUUGCAUUCAUGUCUUCAGUUAUGUGCUUGAUUUUAGGGAAAGACUUAAAGAUCUGUAUUCUAUUGUCUUUCUGACCGUUUGGCGAACACUUUCAGACCAGAUACAACACAAGCUUUCCAUAUGCUACAGGCUUGCUCUUCCGUAUUUCAAGAAAAAACUAAUGAUUUGAAUCCAUUUAAUUUGCCCUGAUUGAUGGUUGAUUGCUGAUUUGCAGUGUAAAUCUUGUGAUGUCCUAUCAUACAAUUACCUCAUCCACUCUAACACGGGUUCUUUUUGUUUGCAGGGUCAUUGUUCAUCUUUACUUCAAGGUCUAACUUUCAAUAGCAUUAAACUCUGCAAAUAUGACCAGCUUCAAACGGCUGCUCACUUGUGGUGAGAGCACUGCAUUGCUGGGGGAUUUGUUUAUCCUUAUUUUCUACAAGUGCAAUCACAACUUUUGUUGCCUUCAAUUCAAUGUACGGUUACUCUGGUAUGGCGGUUGUGUCUCCAGGAUCUUAGCAGCCACGCCAUCUGGUCCUUUCGUUGGGAACUUUCAACUGGUGAGCUUAUGGCCCAAGCAUCUGACGUACAUCUGCCACAAACUAUUGGUCACACGGCUACUACGGUCAACCUCAUCGUCACCGUCGUCUUCAGUCUCAGUAUCUGAUUCGCCAUCAGACAUCCAGGACUCCUUCUUUUUGGGCCGACCCAGAGGUAACAGCGACAAUACUUCCAGGUUCUUGGUUUCACGAAGCAAGACGGCGACAGACCGGACGGCAUGGCCCUCGCGCAGGCAGCCUUUGAGGCCCAGCUGCCUGAGAGGUAGCCCCCGUACGGCAUCUGCGAACACGCUGCUGUGGUAAGCCAUUGAUGGGCGUAAGGAAAGGUGGAGAUGCGCCAGCUCGGUGCACUGGCUGAUGAGUCCUGUGACCGGAGCAACCUCAGCUGAUUUCCUUUUGGAGAGGUCUUCACAGAUUUCUAUCGUCAGCGCCAUGAUUCCUUUGUAGUUUGCAACAUCGAAGAGCGACUCGAGGGGAAUGCCGCCUUUGUAGUGCAGUGAUUUCAGGCGCGAGCUGUGCAGCUUGACGUGGCUGGCAUGGUGGCAGCAGAUCAUGGUGAA